AUGGCAUCAGAAGCGGAGAAAACCUUUCACCUUUUUGCCGCCUAUGGGGAUUCUUCCUCCAGUGGCAAUGACCUCAACAACAAGAACUUUGCCAAGUUGUGUAAGGAUUGUGGCAUCAUAGAUGGCAAGGCAAUUAACUCCACUGAUGUGGAUAUUGUGUUCAGCAAAGUAAAGGAAAAGAAUGCCCGAACCAUCAAUUGGAAUCAGUUCCAGGUGGCAUUAAAGGAGCUAGGCCAAAAGAAAUUCAAGGGAAAAACACCGGACGAGACAUUGGAGAGUAUGUUUGCCCUCAUGAAGGACAAGGGUCCAGCUGCUUCAGGAGUGACUAAAGCAGUGGCAGUGGGCGGUGUGAACCGUUUGACAGACACCAGCAAGUAUACAGGUUCCCACAAGGAGCGUUUUGAUGAAAGUGGUAAAGGGAAGGGCAAAGCAGGGCGGGAUGACACAAAAGAAAACACUGGCUAUGUGAGUGGUUACAAAGAUGCUGGCACCUAUGACCAGAAGAAAAAAUAG
Messenger RNA from Trichosurus vulpecula (common brushtail), 513 nucleotides. It is a transcript of the gene TPPP2, whose product is annotated as tubulin polymerization promoting protein family member 2. Gene Ontology annotation, cellular component: microtubule. The record is from RefSeq and is a predicted model, not a curated record. Lineage: Eukaryota; Metazoa; Chordata; Mammalia; Diprotodontia; Phalangeridae. Gene Ontology annotation, biological process: microtubule bundle formation; positive regulation of protein polymerization; microtubule polymerization. The coding region runs from base 1 to 513 and encodes 170 amino acids. Gene Ontology annotation, molecular function: tubulin binding. The transcript is spliced from 3 exons.